GUAUUGGCUAUUGAACUGUGUGUGUUCGCAUUUCAACUGCGCCGUUACGUUUCGAUGUGUAUGUGAACAAUUCAGUUGACAUAAGUGUGUUUAUUAGAUGGAAAUAAACUAAAACCCACCUUUGAUAUGGAGAUGUUAUGUGUGGUUUUGCACAGAAAUCAAUAAAUGCAUUGAAUACUAUCAAUGUUUUGCAAUUAUCAAUAUGGAGUGUAUAAAUUCAAACAACACGAAAAUUUGUAAUGAUCAAUCAGUAAAUCCCUCUAAAACUUCAGAAUAUAAGAGCAAGGUAUCUAAACAAAGAAAGGCGUGCAAAAAUACCAAACAUUCUUGCAAACACGAACAUGACAAGUGUUCGAAGAAUUCCUGUAAUCCUGAUGUCUUACGAAAUCUUUCAACUGUAAUUCAGAAUUGGAAACUAGGUGAUAAAGCCCCAUCAUACAAAUCAACAUCAACAGUUGAAAAGGUUCUUAAAAAUAUUGAGAAACGUAUCAUUUACGGAAGUGUUGAAAAAAUUCCUCUUGAUUGUCAAGCUGCUGGUGGUGGAUUAGCUUAUCCCAAAGAGUCAAAGUUCAUCUUCCAUUAUCAGAUCCGCAAACUCGAUGAUGAUCAUACUGUUAUUGAUGAUACUCGUAAAUAUGGAAAAACAAUGGAGAUGUAUUCUGGGAAAGAGUUCCAGUUGGAGUUUUGGGAGCAUUGUUUAGGCACUAUGCUACCUGGUGAAGUAUCAUCUUUCAUAGUGCCUGCAGAAAGACUUGCUUCAUUUCCAGCUGUCAAUAAAAAACUACGUGAUUAUAUGUUAGACAAGAAAGAUCAUGCUGUAAAACACUGUUGUGGAUUAAUGGGCUUACAAGAACAAGGCGGUUUAGGCUAUCCAGAUCUUGAUGAGUUAAUGAUGAAACCAGAAUCUCUUGAAUUUAUUUUCGAUCUGAUCAAAGUUGAAAUUCCGGGAACUAAUCGUAAAGAAACAUGGAUAAUGACACCUGAAGAAAAAAUUGCAAUGAUACCAGUUUUACGUGAAGAAGGCAAUAAAUUCUAUGGUCAGGGUGACUAUAGCGAAGCCGCUGCACGUUAUAGUGAAGCGUUAGGGAUUUUAGAACAAUUAGUUUUACGUGAAAAACCCGGAGAACCAGAAUGGAUUGAAUUAGAUAAAUCCCGUAUACCGUUAUUUGUAAAUCUUGCACAAUGUCAAUUCAAAAUGAAAGAUUAUUAUGCUGCAAUACGUAAUACCACUGAAGCGUUAUCUCGAGAUCCGACAAAUAUGAAAGCACUUUAUCGUAGGUCGAAAGCGUAUACAGAGACAUGGGAUUUAGACUUGGCAGCUGAUGACCUACGGAAAUUGGCCAGUUGUUAUCCUGAUAUGAAGAAUACAGUGGAUAGAGAUUUAAAACUGCUAGAAGUAAAACGUGUUGAUCAGGAGAUGAAAGAAAGACAAAAACUUGCUGGGAAACUGUUAGCUGGUUUGAAAUCAGACACAAAUUAAUAUGUCAACUUCAUGUGUGUAUCAUAGUGAUGUAAAUGUUGCGGGAGUCAUGCGAUUUAGAUGAUGCACACCUUGCGUUUAUAUCAGUUAGAAAACAAUGUUUUCCAAUAACUCCUGGGUGUCUGACAAACUGCUCAUCCAAAAGAAAUUCUGAAAAUCUAUUAACAAAUAAGUGCAUUUAUCUUAGGAAAUGUGUACUCACUGGUAUUGUCAAAUACCUCACCGUACGUGUGUGUGUGUGGGUGCCUUUGUGUACAUUACUUCUUUAAUAAACUUAUUAGCAUACACUGUGAUAUGUUUCGUGAUUUCACUAAUAUUAACUUUCAUUUUUCAUCUUUUAUUGUUUUGUUCUUUUUUCAUUUCUCGUACAAAUUGUUUCAUCACACUGCAUGCAUUAUGUUGUUUUCGAUUCGAAAUGUUUUAAACACUAUCCAGCAGAUAAAUAAAUUUCUGAAAUAAGCAUCUGUUGUUUCGUUUCGGCAGCUGAAUAUGAAUUCUAUCGUUGAUUUUUGUUUUCAUUCCCUUUAAUAUAUAUAUUAUACAAUUUACUUGACACACUUCUGUCUAUAUUACUGAUUGUACAACUUUUAUUCUGUGUUGUGCUAAUCAGUGUAAUUCUUUGUGUUUAUUGAUUCAUUUGUUUCUCAUUUAUUAUUUAUUUUAUCUGCACAAAAGUCGUACAGGAUACAUUUUGGAUGAUUUGCUCAUUGUUCGUUCGUUUCACAUUAAUGUUUAUUAGCUGAAUGAGAGACCUAUUGAUUUUUUCUGCUU
Messenger RNA from Trichobilharzia regenti, 2251 nucleotides. Lineage: Eukaryota; Metazoa; Platyhelminthes; Trematoda; Strigeidida; Schistosomatidae. The record is from the annotation of a GenBank genome assembly.